CCGGGCUUAUUAAGCUCAGGGCGGCUCCUGGGAUGCAGCUUCCUGCUCCGUUCCUUCCUGUGUGCCGCUAUCGCUAGAAAUGCCUCCUUACACCAUCACCUACUUCCCUGUCAGAGGGCGAUGCGAGGCCAUGCGGAUGCUCCUGGCUGACCAGGGCCAGGAUUGGAAGGAGGAUAUAGUGACCAUGGACAUGUGGAUGAAGGGGGACCUCAAGGCCAGCUGUCUCUACGGCCAGCUCCCCAAAUUCACAGACGGAGACUUGACCCUGUACCAGAGCAAUGCCAUCCUGAGAUACCUGGGGCGCAAAUAUGGGCUCUAUGGGAAGGAUGAUCGAGAACAGGCUCUCUUGGAUGUGGCCAAUGACGGGGUGGAGGACCUCAGGCGCAAGUACCUUGGCCUCAUCUACCAGAAUUAUGAGGAGGGCAAGGCCAAGUAUGUGAAGGACCUGCCCACCCAGCUGAAGCCUUUUGAGACCCUGCUGAAGCAGAACCAGGGAGGCAAGGCCUUUAUCGUGGGGGACAAGAUCUCUUUCGCGGAUUACAAUCUGCUGGACCUGCUGUUGGUUCACCAGACAUUGGCUCCCCAGUGCCUGGAUGACUUCCCCUUACUGUCUGCCUAUGUUGCUCGUCUCUCCUCCCGGCCCAAGCUCAAAGCCUUCCUGGCCUCACCCCAGCACACUGGUCUCCCCAUCAAUGCCAAUGGUAAACAGUGAGGGCUCAGGCCUGACCCUUGUCUGGCAAUAAAAGCUUUCAAACAAACA
This is a messenger RNA of Trichosurus vulpecula (common brushtail), 760 nucleotides long. Its product is annotated as glutathione S-transferase P-like. The transcript has 7 exons. Lineage: Eukaryota; Metazoa; Chordata; Mammalia; Diprotodontia; Phalangeridae. The record is from RefSeq and is a predicted model, not a curated record. Bases 80 to 712 code for a protein of 210 amino acids. Gene Ontology annotation, biological process: glutathione metabolic process. Gene Ontology annotation, cellular component: cytosol. Gene Ontology annotation, molecular function: glutathione transferase activity.